This is a messenger RNA of Paramecium tetraurelia, 8574 nucleotides long. RefSeq lists its product as uncharacterized. Lineage: Eukaryota; Ciliophora; Oligohymenophorea; Peniculida; Parameciidae. The transcript has 7 exons. The record is from RefSeq and is a predicted model, not a curated record.
AUGAAUAAAAGCAGCCUGAAUUCAUCAAAAAUUAAGCAACUCUCUUCAGGUGCUCCUAUUGAGGUUGUUCCUAGUGAGAUCAUCUUUAAAGACAUUUAAAUCAACCAGACAUAUGAAAUAACUGUUUUUGUGAGAAAUUUGACUCAAACAGCUCGUAGGAUAAGGGUUUUUCAACCGCAUUCAAAUUUUAGAUGUGAUUAUGAAAUGCAAGGGGCUAUAGCAGCAGGACUAUCAAUGAAGCUCAUUGUGACAUUCGAAACAGCAAAUCUAGAGAGUUAUUCUGACAGUCUGAAGAUCGUAACUGAUGGUUAGUAUAGCGUCGAUAUUCCAUUACAUGCAUUUCCAGCAUAAGCAGCAAUAAUCUAUGAACCCUUCAUAAACAUGGGGUUCGUUCGAGUGGGGAAAGAGAAGAUGGACAAAAUCCAUUUUAAGAACGAAGGGAAGGCUCCUGGAAAGGUUGAGUUAAGAUUAGAGAAGUUACCAGAUUUUCGGAUAGAUCCCAACUCGUUCACACUGGCUCCAGGUUAAGAAUUCUCAGUUUCCAUCUUCUACAAACCCAAGGACGCAGGAAUCUUUAGAGGCAUAGUGGAAGUGAUUGCUGAUGGCUAGAUGAGUGGAUUGAGUCUCAAGAAUCCAAUAGAUAUCAAUGCGACUUCAAUAGAAUUUACGCGAUUCCUCAUAGAUUAGAGUGGUUCCCAGAAUAAUCAUUUUAAUUUUGGUACGAUCUACUACGGUCAACAAAAGCAAAUUGAGGCUUAUUUGGUGAAUAACACUCCAAAACAACAGAAGUUCAAGGUCAAAUUGAAGAAGGGUUUGCAUGAGCGAGAGGAAACACUGAAGUUAUAAACACCAGCAGAAUUAGGGUUGGAGCAAACGGAGCGUAUUAUGGAAUGCUGGCCAGAAGAAGGAACGAUUGAAUCAUACUCUUAAGCAACUAUUAUCUUUAAAUGCAGACCCAAAGUAAGUGAAGAAUUGCUAAUACGCACAAGACAAUAUGCAAUCAAUUAAGAUAAGAGAAUGGAUCCAGAUGAAUUUCAAUACUCAGCCAUCUUUGACUUUAAUGAUGACGAGCCAUUGAUGAACCAUUUAUCAGUGAAUUGUAUUUGUCCCCAAGUCAAAUUUCCACCCAUACAAGCUUUGCAAUUUGGAUAGUGUGGUGCUAAUCAACAAAAGGACAUGGUUUUCGAGGUCCAAAAUUUAUCUGAGGAAUUGCCAAUACUUAUAGCUUUUCCCAUCAUUCCCUACUUCACUGUGACUCCACCACUUAAGACUUUGAGUUAAUCUGAGAAGGUGAACUUUUGGGUAAGUUUCAGACCUAAACAUAUUGGAUAAUUUGUUAGUAUUUUGAAUGCAGAAUUACUUGGUGGAGUGUUCAAAAUACCGAUAAAGGUGACAGGCACUUGUUAGUAGAUAUUACCAAAACCUUAGUAUAGAAGAGGACCAGAAUGUUAGCCUCAAGAUUUCGAUGUUACAAAGGAUAGAUCCAUCUCUGGGAUUGUUAAGACUUAGACGGAUAAGGUGUAGACUUUUGAUUUGUCUCGUUCAAUGGUUUCUGUGGCUCAACAAAGUUUGGAUAAGAUAGAUGAAUUGAAAUUAACAAACAAAGAAAAGUACAACGAGUAUUUGAAGGGACAUAGAGCCUAGAGGAUUAAGAAAGAGAAGGAGUAGAUGAUUAAAAUAAAGUUCACUCAGAUGACUGAGAAAUUAAAUUCAAUCAAGAAUGAAUCAUUGCUUUUGUAGAAGAAGAAGCAAUAAGCAACUGACGAGGAGAAGCCAGACCCUCCGAUUGAUUAUGAGUUUGUUGUUGGGAUGCAUGAGGAUGGUUAUGAUUAGGAUUUGAAUCUUCCGGAUGCCAAUGAAUCCCUAUUUGUAACAAAACCCAUUUAUCAUUAUGAACCAAUAACUAGAGUCAAGGAGGGUAAUGUGAUCAAACCAUUUGAUCCUGAUCCCAAGACUGUCCCAAAGAAGAAAUUCCCUAAUGAACCUAAGACUCACAGUGAAAUCAGAGAUACCUUAUGCGAGUUAACAGCUGAGUAAUUGCUCAAGGUAAGUGCUGGUCCAGUUAAAAUUGAAUUCGGAAAUAUCUAUGUAAAAUCUCUGGCCACUAAAUAUUUUUAUGUUCGAAAUGAAUUAAGGAAUUCGAUAUCUGUUCGGAUAUAUUCAGACAGGGAAGACUUUGCUUAAUCAUACAUGAAACCUCAAAUCAUCCCAAGUGGACAAACAGCGGGGUUUGAUGUAUGUGUGAAUUCUAGGUAAUUAGGAUAGUUGAAAUCACAUUUGAAAUAUAUCAUCAAUGAGAAACAUGUCUUUGAGAUAUAAGUAUCAGCCACAAUCGAGAAGGUGUUAUUGGAAAUGAGUAGAUAAUAGGUAAGAUUAACCUUCACUGAAGACAAUUCAGAGAUGGAAACUGUUGAAAUUCUGAGAUUAACCAACAAUGGAAAUGCUGAUGCCAAAUUCAAGUGGAUUACAUCAGAUAAAAAAACAUUUUCAGUUAAACCAGAGGAAGGGGUUGUCGCAUUUGGGAAGUAUUUAGAAUGUUAGAUAAUAUAUCGUCCAUCUCUGGCAAAUAAUCAAUAAUAAUAUGCAGUCUAAGCAUCUGGUCAAUAAUAGUAAUAUACUGCAGCCACAACUAGGACAGAGGAGGAAAAAAUUACACUCAAAACGGAAGAAGGAUUAGAUCAAACAGUCAAAUGCAUUGGAGUUGUUACUGAACCAAAAUGCUCAGUCAAGUAAGGCUCAUUAGAUUUCAAAGACGUUGUUGUAUGUAAACCUGAUACUAAAAUAAUCAGUGUAAAGAAUCACUCCAAAUCAACAGCUGUAUUUGCAAUAAAAUCAUAAAUAGAUUGCAUUGAGGUCAUGCCUAUGAAAGGUAGAAUUCAUUCUGAAGAAACUAAAGACAUUCAAGUGAAGUUCUUUAGUAAAGAGGAGAAAACAAUCAAAGGAGAAGUAGUGAUUCAAAUCAGAGGAGGAAAACUACUACUUGUACCAUUCUCAGCUCAAGCAAUCAUACCUAAAAUUGAAAUUGAGUAGGAUCUUUUCGAUUUUGGUAAUGUCACCACUCUAGGCACAAGUAAUCAAAUGCCUUUGACUCUCGUAAAUACAUCCUCUGUGAAUGUGGAAUUAGUUUUGGAUUUGAGAUCCCAAAGUGAUAAUCCUAAGGCUCCUGAUGGAAUCGACUGUUUGGAAUUCAAACCAUAAGAUGAUGAUGACACUAUUAUGCACUCUGUUCAUCCUGAUUAGGAAGAAGAUGAACCCAAAGAAGAGGAUCCAUUGGAUGAUGUAUCAGAGAAAUCAGAACCCAUAGAAGUUGAAUAGAAGAUCUAUCGGUAAUAUAAUAUCUCCAUUGGAGCAGGAAAGACUUAACAAUUUUUGCUUCGUUUCUCCCCUAAAGAAGUUAAACAGUAUUCCUUUGAUAUUCCAUUGACUCUUGCAAGAUUUGAAGAGUUACUUGCAAGGGACUCAGAACCUAAAUUCUUAGUUGAACCUUAGUCCAUCGAAUUCAAGAAGAAAAUUAUUACAUCCCCAGAUAAAUGUUUUCCAACUGUUGAAGAAAUCCGGUUGUCCAAUCCUGAUAAACGAGAUGUCCAAUGGAAGAUCGAUGUAUCCUCAUUGAAAUCUGACAAAAUCUUUUCAAUAGAACCUUCAGAAGGAGUUGUACCCAGUGGCCAACAGUAAAAAAUUAGAGUCAAAUUUAAUCCCUAUGGCCCUGGAUAAUUCAGUGGAGUCGUCCAAUUAUACAUUUUAUCUGAUCCAGAAAUACCACCAACCUUGCCCUAUGUAGAAAUCACAUUAGGUGGCACGGGAGCGUAUCCAAGAUUAUUAUUUGACAAAAAAGAAAUCAUUCUACCAGUUGUCCCAUUGAAUAUUCAAUCAAGGUGUUACUUUAGGAUUAUUAAUGAUGGAUACGAAAACUUGAACCUAAAAUACAAUUGGGCUCAGGAAAUCAGUAAUUUCAAUUUAGAACUCAAAUUUCCUGAAGGGACUACUUUGGGAGUUGCCAAAAGCAAAAUAAGAGUGGAAGUUAUCUUUAGCAAUAAGAAACCUUUGAGUUUCACAACAAGAGUGGAAUUUAUUGAUGAAGCUCGAGUAUAUUCAAUAUACAUUUCUGGAACAACGGACAAUUGUAUAUUUACGAAUCAAACAUUCCUUUGGAGGAUGGGCAGAUAUUAAUUGGAAGUUGAAGAGAGGAAACCAAUACUCUACGUUGAAGAUGAGAAUGUAGAUUCUGACAAUGAGAAGAAUACUAAACAUAAUUUGUCUGUUAGAUCUAGUACUUCAUCUAAAGGCACUGCAAAUUUAGGUUACACUCCUGUCAGAAGAGAUCAGUUUGACUCUGCUUCUGAAUAUAUCAUCAGAUGGCUCAAUUAUCAUGUACUCACAACCAGUAUUACUAUGUAUCCUGAAGAUGUCAUCAAUUCCAAUGGACAACAGAUUUUUGAACUCAUCACUUUUUUGACAGGAAAACAGAACUUUUCGUAUAAAUAAAACAUUGAUCCGAAUUGGAAGAAAUCUUAGAGGGCUGAAGCACUUUAUAAACAAUAUGAUGAAGUGAUCAGAUAACUUAAAAUAGAGGGAGCAUUGCUUAAUCACAUCAGGUCAGAAUACUUGUUGAGUUAUUAAGAUUAUUUAGCAUGGCUCAAAGUUCAACCUCCAAAUAAGUUUGAAAAUGUCCCUGAAAACAUGUUGAGACUCAAUCCUACUAAAUACUAUUAUUUACAAUAAGAUGCAUGGAUUGCCUUAUUUUAUCAAAUAAUCAAGAUCUAUUAUUUAAAUCGUAUCACUGCCAAGGCUUUCAAAGCUCUGCCUGGAAUCCCAACUGCUAAAUUAAAUAUUCCUGAAUACUAUUUGGAGGGAUCCAAUUUGAUUUCGUAAUCAGAAGGUAUACUCCUCUACUUUUAUGAAAUAUGUAAUGAGAUACAAAGUCAAAUGCCCAGACGCAUCAAGAAUUUUGAUUAAGAUUUCAGAGAUUCAACAAUAAUCUCUGAUGCUUUAACCACUUUCAUUGGUCCUUCCAUGAAUAAGUUUUUCAACAAUCUCCGUAAUUCCUGUAAUCAUGAGGAUGAUUAUAAAUACAACACUGAAAAAUUGAUGCCUGCUUUACAAGAUUUCGGUCUUCAAUCUCAUAUAUAACCUACAGACAUAUAUCGUCCGUAAUGUAGAGAAAAUGGUUAUGUUACUAAUUCAAUUGUUCUUCUCAUUACCCUAUUACAUUCCCCAAAAAGAACCUAUAUUCUUCUCUUGUUCAAAAGCAUUGAACUUAAGAAUCCCACUCAAAAACCAAUUAGUUACUGGGUUAAAUAUGAAGGACAUCCAGAUUUUUAAUUAGAGGGGGAUGAGAGUAUCAAAAUUGAACCAGAUGUUCCUUAUCAAUAUAAGAUUAAGUUUACAUCGAGAAUAUCUUAGCCAGUUUCUGGAAGAGUUAUUUUCACCAAUAAAAAGGAGUCAAACAUAUAGGCAGCUGCUUUAGUUUUUGAAUUAAAAUCCAGUAUUACAGGCAGAAAAUCUGAGAAGUAAUGGAAUGUCAGUUCAAUAUUGUACGAAAUCUUUGACUUUCAAAUUUAAAUAACUAAUAAAUUCUUAUAGGACGGUGAAUUUCAAAUAAUCAUAACUCAUGAGAAAAAGUAGAUAGAUUAAUAGAAAAAGAAGGGAAAGACUACUUAAGUGUAAUCAGUAAUUUAAGAGGAGGAAUUCCCAGCAUUCUUUUGUCAGCAAGAGAAGGUUCGUAUUCGCAAGAAUCAAACCAUUAAUCUAACAUUACAAUAUAUUCCAUUAACAAUGGAUACUCAUAAAUGUUAAAUAGUUUUAACUGAUCCAUAAGUUGGAGAAUUUCAACAUGAUCUAUAAGGAACAGUAGAGUUGCCUAAUUUAUCAGGGGAAUUCAAACCAGAGAAACCAUUGUAUGUAGAUCAAACUCUGUAAAUUCCCUAUUAAAUUCCUUUCAAGAAUGAAUUAAUAGUUCGAGCAAGACAACAAAUCUAAUAGAUUAUGCAAUUGAAAUAGAAGAAUAAAUAAACAGGUUUAGAUAAAACUAUUUCCUAGAAUAAAUUAGUGUUUCCAGGCAGUAACGUUGAUUAAAUUACUUUUGAUUUAGAAGUAUUUCCUUAAACGUAAUAUCUAUAAGUUCCAUAAACAUUAACAGUAGUAGAUGCAAAUAAAAAGUAAGUUGAGCGUGGUACUGAUGGUAAAUUGCCGAUUACUUAUGCUUUUAAGAAUGCUACAAAAGAUUUCAGUGUUAUUUUGACCCUUAAAAAUAAGUUCGAUAUCAGAAGAUACAAGUUGUCAGCAUAAGUAUUGCCAAAAGUAGUCAAAGCCACUUUAGAAUUCAGAGUGCCUGCAAGACAACAAGUAGUUUAAGAAAUUCCAAUUGUAAAUAAUUCAGAUAAGGAUUGGAGCAUUAAAGUGUAGAUUACACAGAGUUAGGAUGGACUAUUUCAAUGUCCAAACAAGGAUUUUCCAGUGAAGAAGAAGUCUACAGGUUUAUUUCCAAUUACAUUUAAUCCUUUAUGGAUUGCAUAGUGUGAAGCAAAACUAGUUCUGAACAACCCAUCGACAAAUGAUGUUUUUGAAUACGAUUUGAUUGGUAUUGGAGAAGAACCAGUUGCUGAAGAGCAUAUCAUACUUAAUUGUUAAGCGAGGAAGUAAUUGAAGAGAGACAUUGAAAUUAAAAAUAAUUCUGAAAAUGUAAUCACUUACAAAGUUGAAACUGAUUUGAUUUAUGCUACAGGACCAUAAACAAUUACUGUACAACCAGGAAAGAAAGCUAUUUAUCAAAUAACAGUUUAGCCAGUUCUAUCUGGGUAAUACACUGGUUCAAUUACUUUCACAGAAGAAAAUGGAAGGUACUUGUGGUAUACUGUCUUUAUGAAUACUGAAUCUCCGAAAUCAGUUUAGACUUUAGAUUUAUCUUGUUUAAUUAGAUAAGCCACGGUAAUGCAAUUAACACUUGCUAAUCCCUUGCCUGAGACUGCAAUUUAUGAAGCCAUUAUCAAUGGAGAUGGUUUAGUAGGAGAAGAUUAAUUUGCGAUUGGAGCUAAUAAAGAAGGCAAUUAUGAAUUGACUUUUGCUCCCCUUAAAGUAGGUAGAUGGAGAGGUAGUGUGGCAUUUGUAAAUCGUUAAUUAGGUGAGGUUUGGUAUGAAUUCAUACUCACUUGUGAAGAGUAACCUCUAAUAAAAUUAAAUGUGUUGAAGGCAUCCCUUGGAAAAGUAGAGUCAUAGACUGUUAUUCUAGAAAAUCCAUCUGAUUAAAAGAUCAGUUUGUAGUAUAGAAUUUCUAACCCAACUAAUUUUGAUAUCUAUCCAGAUGAACUAAUUAUUCAGCCAUAUGACAUUUUAAAGGUUAGUAUUAGAUAUACUCCAUCAUCACUUGAUCAAAUCGAAUAAUCCGACAUUAUCUUUACCUCUCCUAUUGGCAAAUGGCAUUAUUUAAUAUUUGGUAAUGGUUUACCCCCAACCAAAUUUCCAGCUACAACCGUUAGUAUAGGAUUGAAUAAGGAUUACAGUUCAGUUGUACAUUUUAAGAAUCCUUUCAAAGAUCCCAUUACUGUAAAGAUUGAAUUGGAAGCAGAGGGACAUAAUAAGGACGUGUUUAAAUUGCUGACAAGCAAGAAUGAUAAAAUCCUUAUUCCAGGUAUGAAUGUAUUAUAAAUUCCCUUUUCAUUUGUUCCCAGAGAAAUCACUUGCUAUUAUGCUGAAAUAGUUAUCCAAAUGAAUGAAAAGAUUUCCUGGAACUUUCCUAUUAAAGGUGUAACAGAAAGUGUUUCAAAUCAAACUUUGUUUCAUUUCAAAGCUAAAUGUAGAGAAAAAUGGGAAGAUGAAAUUAAGAUUGGUCUUUAAGGAAUUGCUUAAAGUCUACAAGCUGAUGAUAAAUUCGAUUACGAAUUAUCAAAUAUACCAGUAGAUUUGUAACAAAUGAUCAACAAAUGCUUUAGUGUUAAAUGUACAAAAAAUUAUUUAAAUAAUCCUCACGAGAAUCUCCAAUUUGCAGUUCGAUUUCAACCAAUGAAGCCAUUUAAAUCUAGUCUUGAGUUUAUUGUACUUAGGCAAAGUGGAGGCAGAUGGAAAUACAAGAUUGUAUUAGAAGCUACUCAACCCGAUGAAGAUGAUGUCAUCAUAAUUAGUUCCCCUUUGAAUAAAACUACCAGCGUCUCCUUUAAAUUAACUAACAAAACCAAAGGAUAUGCUAAAUUCUAUGCUGGAUUCACUCCUGAUUCUGAUGCUGAGUUUUCAGUCAUACCUAAAAUUGGUGAUCUUGAACCUUAUGGAAGAGAGGGUACUACUUUUGUAAUUUCAUUUACUCCAAUAGAAUAUGGCAAAGUAAGAAAGGGAAAAUUAAUCAUUCAAACUGAAGAUAUGUAUUGGUCUUAUUUGAUUAAAGGCAUACUUCCCAAAUAUGUGCCACCGCAAAUCAAACAAUCCAAUAUAGACAAUCAUUAAAGUAUAUCACAGAUUUAGCAAUCAAGUAUUAUUGAUUAAUCCAAAAACUAUGUUGUUGAGAAUAUUAAAAAAGCAAGAUAACUUACUCCACCUACCUCAAAAAAAUAGAUGUUUUUAGAAGCCUCCUUUAUUAAAAAAUGA